GCGCCGAGCUUCAGCCGUGCUCCUUCGCACAUGGGUCAUUCCCCGGGCAGCUCCGCAUCUGUCCUUCCUUCGGCCCGGGCUUUCCCUUCCAGGCCCCGUCCUGUCCUCAUGGCGCCUGCGGCCUUCUUGGAGAUUAGGCAGAGGAUGCAGAGCGGGUUGCUGAUCAUCCGCGCAUCAAAGCCGGAAAGCUGGGCCAUGGAUAUUACUGUGAAAGCAUCCUCCAUAGAAAUAAAAAAUGGUGAAGACUGUCAGAUGCUCAACCUUCCACCAGAGGUCAGGAUUGUUCCUUCCUCCUGUCGAGGACUACAGUAUGUGCCUGGGGAUGGCUUACAUGUGAGACUGCUAGUUCAGGCAGGUUUACAUACAAAAUCAAUUUCAGCUCUGAAAGACAGCCUUAAAUCCCAAAAGAGUUACACCUUUUACUGCCAAUCUUGCGGCGAGAGUGUAAUAAAAGAUAGGAGGUUUCUCAGAAUUCUUUCCCUUCCUGGUGAAAACUGGAGUGAUUUGGUAGAGGAAUGGUGCUGCCAUCCCAACCCGUUCAGCAGCAGCCUGUUGCUCCCUCAAAACGAUGAUUGCUUUCUUGGACACAAUUAUUUCCUGGUGAAUUCAGGAAGUGAGCCCCCUGUGUCAAGGUCUAAAUUACUUCAUUCGGAAUCUCAGGGUGCUUCUCCUGGGAACAGUGGUCCUUCUGCCUUGAAUUCAAAGGCAAAUAGCAGAGUAAUUUGCAAGCGCUGCAAGACAUUGUUGGGAGAGGCUCUGUCCACAGGUGUCAUAAAAUAUUAUUUCAGUGAACUGCUUGUUCAGCCAUCUGAAGAGAGCUUCGGCACAAUAACAAGAUCUCUAUUUAUACAGAGCGUUGUAGCCCAGUGCCUUGUAGAGCUUUCUUCAGCCCGAAGCACGUUCAGGUUCAGCAUACAGGGGACUGAGGGCACAGUCUACAUCUUGAUGUGGCUACUGAAUUCUGACACGUUAUUGGUGGAAUCUUCUGGAAACUCAACCUUCAAUAAUGGUUUUACAUUAUUUGAACAUAAUGUGGUGUCUAAUUCAAAGCCUUUGGAUAUUAGGAAUACUAUCAAAGUUCUUUAUCAUCCCUGCCUUAAAAGCAGAAAUAAGGACCUUGUUGAUGCAUGGGAAAAUGACUUUGGAGUACAUUCUCUAACAUUUCCAUCCAAAACCUGUUUGGAACUGCUGCUGAUACUGGCUCAAAGUAAUGCUUCUCUGCCGCUUUCCCUUCGCUGCAUGAACUCUUUUGAGGUUGCAUUUUUGAAGAUGUGAAGAACUGGGACCUGUUUUUUUUUUAAAAUGCCUCUCAAGUUAACCUUCAGCAGCAGAGGGCUGCAAAGAUAACAUCUCCAGUAGGGGUUCUUUCCAGAAGAGAUGCUGAGGCUCCAAAACAAAAAAGGAUGUUAGCUGUAUUUUUAAUUUGCUGUUUGUUGACUUUGGAGGCUUAAAAAGCACGAGAAAAGUGACAUCGCCCAGUUGCUCAGGCCGGGAGGUGGAUGUUGCAGAGCAGUUCAGAGAGCGGCUUAAUUUGGGAUGUCAGGACUCUGAGAUCAUUGUAAAUAAUGCCCUACUGAUUCUCCCAAGAGAAGUCAGUUAUCUUCCACAGAAACUUCAGCUUUACAAAGAAGGAGCUGAUUGCGGCCAAUUUAUCCUUUCUGGGAAAUAAACAGGCAGCUAAGACUGAGCAUUUGACACUGCAGUUUCAAGUGAAAUGCGUUCUUGAACUAUGAACCCCAAUCACACAGAAGAAUCUUGUGUGUUUUAGCUUUAAUUUUCAUUAUGUUUUGCUUUCUUGUGUAUAAUUUUUUCUUUCUAAAAGAUAGGCUUAUAUGUGAAUUAUGCAUAGGUCCACAUAUAUGUGCAUUUUUAUAAUAUAUACUGCAGCUGCAUGGCUGUGUGGAAAGCACAGUUUCUGUCCAGUUGCUUGCAAUGUGUACAGAAAGAAUAAGAAAAUACUUUUCUAAGAGAGUCUGAAUUUUCUAUAUUUUAGCACAUACCCUUUUUUUUUUUGUAACACACUGAAACAAACUAGCAGAAAAGAUGCAAUUUAUUUAGGUGUUUGUAUUGUUUGUAUGAACUCAAUCCACCAAGGCUGUUUCUUCGUCCAUUGUGCAAGAAUAUACAGAAGAGAGUAGAAGAUCUGAAUGCCUGUUAUAGAUUUCUUGAUUUUAUUGUUGCUCUGACUUGGUAAAUG
This is a messenger RNA of Eublepharis macularius, 2197 nucleotides long. It is a transcript of the gene UBE3D, whose product is annotated as ubiquitin protein ligase E3D. The record is from RefSeq and is a predicted model, not a curated record. Gene Ontology annotation, biological process: protein autoubiquitination; protein polyubiquitination; proteasome-mediated ubiquitin-dependent protein catabolic process. The transcript is spliced from 10 exons. Gene Ontology annotation, molecular function: ubiquitin conjugating enzyme binding; ubiquitin protein ligase activity; cyclin binding. Gene Ontology annotation, cellular component: nucleus; ubiquitin ligase complex; cytosol. The coding region runs from base 31 to 1275 and encodes 414 amino acids. Lineage: Eukaryota; Metazoa; Chordata; Lepidosauria; Squamata; Eublepharidae.